This is a messenger RNA of Ochotona princeps (American pika), 2898 nucleotides long. RefSeq names its product junctional cadherin 5-associated protein-like. Gene Ontology annotation, biological process: positive regulation of blood vessel endothelial cell proliferation involved in sprouting angiogenesis. Lineage: Eukaryota; Metazoa; Chordata; Mammalia; Lagomorpha; Ochotonidae. Gene Ontology annotation, cellular component: ruffle membrane; adherens junction. The record is from RefSeq and is a predicted model, not a curated record.
AUGAAGGCCAACCUGUCCCUGGGCACUCUCCCCUCCUCACUGCACAAUUUGGAAAGACGAGCGUCCCAAGGUUCAAGGCCAGGGCUGCAGAGUGGGACAACAAGGUCCCCCUCCCGGCCCCUCCCGCCCUGGGGCCUGAGCAGAUGCGCUCACACACUCACCACUUCCCAGCUCCUGAGGAGUCGGGUGUCCUCCAGAGGGCUCCUGCGGGCCAGGGAGUUCACAGGGCAGCACUGGCUCAGCUCCCUGGGCCUCUCUCAGGAGCACAACCAGCCAAGCGGCAAUGGCGGCACCUCAACACAUCAGCCCGCCUUCUUCCUCAAGGUUUCAAGGCUGCGCGUGAUUGGGCCGCUUGCAGAGGCAUCAGAACAUGCGCAGCCAAUGAGAACGGCACUGGGCCUAAGGGCGGACACCUGGGUUUUUGGGAGGGAGGGGGAGGAAGUGGCGGGGCUUCAUUUCAGGGCUGAGCUUCCUGCCACUGCACAAGCAGACAGACAGCUUCCAUGGACGACCGCGUCAUCUCUGCCAGCAACUGCACAGACAGCAGGCGGCAGGGGACACGUCAGCACAGGAAGCCGAAGUGGACCAACAGACUGCGUCGUCGGAGAAUGGCUGGCCCAGGGUCUUGGUGUCACAUCCUCUCCACCUGGCUUGGGUCAUACGAGUCUGGGCACCGGGAGUCUUCAGGGAGGGGCCUCUCUCUCUGUGCAGCUGGAUGCCCAAGGUUCUCCUGGGAGAGUGGCGGUGAGUGCCGGCCAGGAGUUAAUGCUGGACGGUGGUCCCUGCAACCUUGGGCCUGUUGCGGCCCCAGCGCUACCAGAGGGCACUCCGUGGAACGCACCGAACCUGAAGGCCACCGCUGGAGAUGAUGGAGGACUGACCUUCACUGAAGUCAGCGCCCAGUGGCCAUGGGGAAAAUGGAUUGAGACCAUAUUUUGCUUGGUUUCCAUUCCAAUUCAAUCAGAGUCCCAGCUGCCAGACACAGAUACGAACAACAAUUACUUCAAGCAGAGCACCUGGAAAAUGUGUGGUGCUGAUAAGAUCCCUGCUCUGCAGGAACAGGGAUUGCUGGCUGCCUCAAGCACUGACCUGGAGCUGCAGGCUCUCACAGGCACUGUGGGGGGAACCGCGCCCUGCCAGCAGGAGCGACCAACAUGUGACCUCAAAUUCCUCUACCUUACACAGCACAGGGAGCUCACGUACACCGGCUCAGGGCCAGGGCACCAGUACAGAGAUCAGCAGACACAAACCACUUUCUCCGAGGAGCCCAGCAGCUCACAGCUGCCCACUGGAGCCAAGACAGCUGAGCCAAGCCCUGCCACACUGAUGCCACCCCACGUCCAGCCCACAGUGUAUGACACAGGUGUGCUCACCCCAGUAUGCUCCAGGGGCCAUCCACCGAAACCUACCGCCCAGAGCCCAUCAGCUCAGGCAUCCCUCAGCCCAUCCAGCAGCAGUGCCUUCUCCAGGACCUCCUCCUGCACGAGCCAUGCAUCUGCCCCAAAGGCAGGGCCCGGGGUGGACGGUCGGGGACUGGGGGCUGGCAUCACGGUCCAGCCGGAGGUGGUGAAGGGGGAGGCAGCUGCCAGUCCCUGCAACAGUCAGCAGUCCUUUGGUCAGUUUCUCCUGAAACCAGUUAGCCGUCGGCCCUGGGACUUGAUAAGUCUGCUAGAAAGUUUCAAUAAGAAGCUGAAGGAAGAGGAAGAAAGCUGUCCCAGUAGCGGCGGCAGCAGGGAGGAAAGUGAGGAAAGUGAGGUGGCAGAGCCCUGGGAAGACCUCAAUCCCAGCCCAGAGAAACUUGUGGGCUUCCCUGAAAGCCCGCAGGAAAGGAGAGCCAAGCAACAGUCAAAAGCCUGGGCACUAAAACAUCCCGAGUUUAGAUUGACAAGGGCCACCACGGGCAAAUCUAGGAGUUGGAAUGAGGAGGCAGCACCAUCUGGCUGGCCAUAUGACUGUCCUCGGAUAGGUGGGGACCCCUGCAGGUGGAAGAUGGCUGAGGGGAGAUCUUCCCAAGAGCAGAUGGAGACUGGGUCUCAGAGAAGUGGAAUCAGGCUGAAGGAUGCAGUGCGAAAUGUGCAGUGUGGUCCCCCCACAAGCAGGUGGUACAAGAGACAGGGUCCUGCAGGCCCCACUCUGCCUGGCUGCCAGGGCCGAGGUCUGUCUGCCCCAGACCUGAGGUCUGUGGGGCUGGCGGUGGGAGGAGAACAGCACAGGCCUGGGGGUGACUCUGGCACCCUGGAAAUCCCCCCUGGGGAAGCCCUGCAAGCCAGGGCCACAAGGAUUUUGGGCACCGAGGUGUCCGUUGAGUCCCUCCUGCUGGACACCAAGCAGAGCCAGUCCUCAGAGCCUGAGACCAGGGCUCACAGCUGCAAGCCUCCACAGGAAGCAUCCUCAUCUAGCUUGGCCCCCUCAGAAGGCCCCACUGCAUCUGCUGAUGCUUUCUACAGCCGGAAGAAGUGUGGGUGGACCGAAAGCCCACUCUUUGUCGAGGAGAGGGAUGGUACCAGGCGGGCUCCCCCAGCUGCUGAGUCCUCAGAGGUGGAUGGAGUCAUGACCUGACAAACCACCAGCCCAGAGCCCCAGCCCGGUCCCACAGUGGCCAAGGAUGGGGGCCUGUCACUGUCUUUCAGGUCUACGCUGUUCCAUGUUCUAGAAAGGACCCCCAUGGCAGGCUCAGAGAAGAGGCUGCACAGCACUUCCAAAGUAAUUGAGAGUAUACAAGAGAAGCAGGCUUGCCCAUCGAGGAGGGCAGACCCCAGCCGCCUCAUGAGGAUGAAGGUGGUGAACCCCAUGUCCCGCAAGUGCUGUCUCAGCUCCAGGAACACCGACGUCACUGCUGAAGAUGCCAGGCUGCCGGCAGGCCGUACGAAGGCAACUAUUCUGAGAUGUCUAUUAUGA